Corapipo altera (White-ruffed manakin) is the source of this 609-nucleotide messenger RNA. Its product is annotated as GDNF family receptor alpha-2-like. The annotation marks the transcript as partial. The transcript has 4 exons. Gene Ontology annotation, cellular component: signaling receptor complex; external side of plasma membrane. Gene Ontology annotation, molecular function: signaling receptor activity. The record is from RefSeq and is a predicted model, not a curated record. Gene Ontology annotation, biological process: nervous system development. Lineage: Eukaryota; Metazoa; Chordata; Aves; Passeriformes; Pipridae.
AUGACGCAAUUUUCCAUCGGUUCCCGCGGCUCCAGGCAGCUGCUCCGUGCUGGGACAGGCGGUGCAAUCCCGUUCUUCUCCCCCUUCUCUUCCCCUUCCAGGUCCCGUCUGGCCGAUUUCCACACCAACUGCCAGGCCACCUUCCAGUCCCUGACCAGCUGCCCCGGGGACAACUACCAGGCGUGCCUGGGCUCCUACGCGGGGCUCAUCGGCUUCGACAUGACCCCCAACUACGUCGACGCCAGCACCACCAGCAUCACCAUCUCGCCCUGGUGCUCCUGCAAGGGCAGCGGGAACAUGGAGGAGGAGUGCGAGAAGUUCCUCCGGGACUUCACGGAAAACCCCUGUCUCCGAAAUGCCAUCCAGGCCUUUGGCAACGGGAGCGACGUGAGCGUGGCCCCCAAAAACCCCUCUCCCCCCGUCACGGUGCCUCCCAGGGCGGAGAAGAGCCCGGCCCUGCCCGACGACGUCAACGACAGCAACACCAUCUACGACACCAGCGUCGUGCCCGCCUGCACCCCCGCCCAGGUAGGGCAGGGAGAAGGGAAUGGGCAAGGCAGGGAUCAGUGCCCUGCCCCUCACCCGGGGCAGCAUCACCUGCCUGCCCAG